This is a messenger RNA of Lodderomyces orthopsilosis Co 90-125, 1143 nucleotides long. RefSeq lists its product as uncharacterized. Gene Ontology annotation, biological process: acyl-CoA metabolic process; fatty acid catabolic process. The record is from RefSeq and is a predicted model, not a curated record. Gene Ontology annotation, molecular function: fatty acyl-CoA hydrolase activity. The coding region runs from base 1 to 1143 and encodes 380 amino acids. Lineage: Eukaryota; Fungi; Ascomycota; Pichiomycetes; Serinales; Debaryomycetaceae. The transcript has a single exon. Gene Ontology annotation, cellular component: peroxisomal matrix.
AUGUUGAUGGUAACUGCGGGGGAAAACCCUCGUCCAGAUUUCGAAGAGUCUUUACGAGUUGUUAAAAUAGAUGACACUCAUUAUAUUGGUGCACACUGUUUAAGAAAACCCGUUGCAAUGGCCAGAGGUAUUUAUGGAGGACAUAUGAUUGCUCAGUCUUUAUUAGUUGCUAUAGAGUCGACGAGAUCGGAAACGACUAAUGAAGUAAUGAUUCCAGAUUCUUAUCAUUCAUUUUUCAUCAAUGCAGGAAAUAACAAGACACCUAUGGAGUAUGAAGUAUUGAAACUAUAUGAUGAUGAGUUUAUUAGCAAAAGAUCCAUUGUUGUGUCGCAACACGGAAAGAAUAGGCUUACAUGUGUGGUAAUAUUGAGGAAACAAGGAACAAAACCAUUGCACAAGAUUGAUGAAAGUAUUCCACCACCAGAAAUUCAAACCAAAUAUCCUGAUCCUGAUAAAUUGCAUCAAGUCCAACAUACCGAUUUUUGCAGAAAUGCGUUUGAUGAUGACUUUGUGGACCAUAAAAGAACUCCUGAGGAGAAUAAGCUACAUUUCGCUGAGCGUUGGGUAUCUGUCUUUACCGGGUUAAAAAAUAUUCCAGAACCAGGCACCAAAUAUGACAAGGUGAAGGAUGCUCUACCAGAUGCUUUGGGUAACGUGCACAGCUUUGAGCUUGAUAUCCUUCGACCCAAGAACUCACAAUCGAUGAAGGAUCCAAUAUACAACUAUGUCGGACUUGGAGAGAUUUCUGAUAGUAGUUUCAUCACAACAAUGGCUCGUGUAUUGCACAUUCCUUGGGCCCCAUCAAUAGAAACAGGUAAAGAGUACGAUCCUGAUCGAGAUGCAACAUAUUUAAUGAGAUCAUCAUUGAAUGCACUCCACAUCUUGCAUUAUAACGCAAUGUCAUUAGACCAUCACAUAUAUUUUCACAAUAUUGAUUAUGAGCCUACAGAUGGUUCAGGGUUCGACAUUUGUAAAGAUUGGUUAGCAUUCACUUAUCAGAUGAAGAGAUAUAGUAACAGUAGAGUGCUUGCUCGUGGUUAUAUGUUUAAUGAAAACAGAAAAUGUGUCGCAACGGUUAUUCAAGAAGGAUUGGCAAUUCUAUUAGACGGGGUUGCAUCGACAGCAGAUAGAUCGCAUUUAUAA